Molecule: messenger RNA, 3268 nt
Organism: Amoebophrya sp. A25
Lineage: Eukaryota; Dinophyceae; Syndiniales; Amoebophryaceae
Source: the annotation of a GenBank genome assembly
AUGAACGUGAAGUCUUCUGGUGCGUCACCCGAUGAGGUGGAUAUGGAUUUGGGAGGAGCUGGUGACAUCCCAGACGAAAACCUUGAGGCUGCUGACAUCGCCAUCGGAAUUGACUUGGGCACUACGUACAGUUGUGUCGCAGUCCAGCGGGAAAUGGGGGUAGAGGUGCUUGCCAAUGACCAGGGUAACCGUACUACGCCGAGCUACGUGGCUUUUGAUGAAACGCAAAGGUUGGUUGGCGAUGCAGCGUGGAAUCAAGCAGCCAGGUACGAUUACUACUAUAACUUUUAGUUACCUCGCAUACGUUUAGGUUUACGUGUACGUGUAGGUAAACUGGAUGAAGCUAGUGUAGAAUUAGAGUUAAUAUUUUCCUACGACCAGUGUUUGCGUUAGUUUAAAAAGUUCAGAAAUUGAAUCAAGAUCUUCUUCUCGAACACGAACAGAAAUCCGUUAAACACGGUAUUUGACGUCAAGCGCCUAAUUGGGCGAAAGUUCCGUGAUGAGGAGGUGCAACGGGAUAGGGAGUUGUGGCCUUUCCGCGUCGUUGGGUGUCCUCGGAAGGGAACUCCGAAAGUUCGGAUUACGAUGAAGGGUGGCGAAACCAAGGACUUCGAUCCUGAGGAGAUUUCAGCAAUGGUGCUGGGCAAAAUGAAGGAGACGGCUGAAGCGGUACUGAAUAAAAAGGUAUCGAAAGCGGUUAUCACAGUUCCGGCAUACUUCUCAGAUUCACAACGACAGAGCACGAAAGACGCUGGGAAAAUUGCAGGACUAGAAGUAAUGCGAAUCUUGAACGAGCCAACCGCGGCGGCUAUCGCGUAUGGCAUGAACACUGCGGAGGAAAGAGGAAGUGAUUAAAUCAUGUUCGAACCCACCUACCCAAGAUAUGAUUAUGAUGUUCAACUACUACUAAUCGACCACGACUUUCAACAUUUAUUUUUUUGUCAUAAAAAGUCUUUUCCUUUUUAUUUGUUUCUUCUAGAAUUUUCAGAAGAGAUAUUAAGCAUCAUUACAUGAACAUGAAGAUGAACGAAAUCAUGUGCAUGCCCCGACUCUUUUCAGGUGAUGAACGAAAUAUACUCGUGUAUGAUUUGGGUGGUGGUACCUUCGAUGUUUCGAUCUUGCAGCUGGAAGAGAACGUGUUUGAGGUGAAGGCUACUGCCGGCGACACGCACUUGGGCGGCGAAGACUUCGACUCGCUGCUGGUGGACCAUUGUGUAAAGGAAUUUGAAAGAAAAAAUCCAGGUUUGAUCGAAGAAACAAACCGCAAAGAACAGGAGAGCAAGUCAUCGGAAUCCUUUUUCGGGGAGUUUGGUGGGCUUUUCGACUACGCGACAGGAGGAUCAAGCAGCGUGGACGAUCCGCGGCAAAGCCAGUUCAAUGCGUCCAGCGACGGACGCUACUUCGUUUCUGGCAAAAAAAUGACGCAGGAGGAGAUGGAAGCGAUGAUGAUGAAGCGCAUGAACUCACGUGCCCUGCGCCGUCUCCGGACGCAGUGUGAGCGUGCGAAGCGCACCUUGUCGGGUUCCACUCAGGCGACCAUCGAGGUGGACGCUCUGUACGCAGGCACAGACUUCAAUACUCAGAUUUCGCGAGCCUUUUUUGAUAAACUGUGCGAUACUCACUUGAAAAGAACACUGAAGUUCGUGGAUGAUUGCUUGAGAGAAAGCGGCGUGCGCAAACAGGACAUCCACGAUGUGGUUAUGGUGGGCGGAAGUUCGCGAAUUCCUCGGAUUCACUCUUUGCUGGAUGAGUUCUUCGGUUUUCAAGCACAUUUUGCUAGUGGUGGGAAAGACGACGAUGGCAAUCAGCGUGAGUCGCAGGGCCGUCGUGUGGCAAGCGUAAAUCCGGAUGAAGCCGUGGCCUACGGAGCUGCGGUGCAGGCGGCGAUCUUGACAAAACACCAUCAGGGUCCAGACGUGCUUUUGCUGGACGUGACGCCAAUCUCGUUAGGCAUUCAGACGGCCGGCGGAGCCAUGACAACAGUGAUUCCGCGAAACACCACUGUCCCCGCCAAGAAGGUCCGCGGAGGCUUUUCCACCGCUGCCGAUAACCAACGAGAAGUCCUGGUUCAGGUCUUCGAGGGCGAGCGGCCCUUGACCAAGGACAACAAUAUGCUGGGAAAGUUCACAUUAACCGACAUCAAGCCCGCUCCGAGGGCGGCGCCUAAGAUCGAGGUGACCUUCGACAUUGACAAGGACGGCAUUCUCUCCGUGCAGGCUGAAGAGCUCUCCGGAGGAAUUUCAAGGACAAUCCAGAUCUCCAAUGAGAGUGGGCGUCUGACGAAGGGUGAAUUGGACCGGCAUAUUCUGGACGCGGCGCGUUUCAAUGCGCAGGAUCGCGAGAUUCGUGCCAUCUUGAAGGUGCGCAACAGUUUGGAAAAUUAUUGCUACAACGCAAGAAAGACGCUGGAAGAAUCCUCUGAGUUCGAACGUCUGGUGAGGGGUAGCCUGCGAAAGAAGGGCCUGCAGGCCAUCAAGCGGACUCUGGACUGGCUCGAAGCCAAUCCAAAUCCAGAACUAGCAGCGCUGGAAAAGAUCCGAGAUGGCCUCGAAGCGAUCGUUAGCCCGAUGCUCAAAAAACAGUACACGAGCGUGGUGCCGGGUGCAGGCAAUGGGGAAACAGGGAAAAAGAAAAGGUUCAAGGGUUUGUGCGGCUGUAUUACUGGCGGCGGGGACCGAUAAGGCCACAAGAACACGAAGACCCGCACGGUAGGAGUCAGUGCUUGCUGUGGGAGAGCUUGGGGAGAAGGACAAACAAGAAAGAACAAGAAGAAUCUUUUCCAUUUUGGCGGAAUAUUACUGGACCACCGAGACCCGUUGUAGAGCAGCGAUUCCUAAUCCGCAUAGAAAUUAUGCAGAGAGUUCGUCCUCAUUGUGUGCUUUUCAUUUCUUAAAGCACAUCCACAUCCUUUGGACUUGAUAGGGCUAUGGGUAGAAGUCACUCAUAUUUUGUGGAGAAAGACAACGAUAUGAUCGAUGCUGAUGGUUGUAGUUCGUGUAGUUGACGAUCUGGUGGGUGAACUACCGCAUGCCCAUUUAGCUGAUGAUGUCCGACUCUGCUCUAGGGAAGGAUAUACCUUUUAUGCCUUGAGAAAGUGUUGAAAUUGUAAAAGUAAAUGUGUUUGUUGACUCGACGGAGGGGGUCCUCAUUUGCCCUUGCCGGACGUUCUUUACCAGCUUACUUACAAGUAAUAAUAAUAUCAGAAUCAGAGGGAGUCGAAGUUGAAGUAUCGAGGAGCACGGUGCUGCACGUCCACGCUUGCAGCCUU